GGAGCCUCGGGCACAUAAACAAGUCCAGACUGUACACCGACAGGAGCCACUGCGACACAAUACAAAUAACACAGAAGCAUUCAAGCUGCAAAAGUACUUUUCUGACAGCUAAUAAGAUAGCAGUCUUACAAAACCAUCACAGAAAAUGAUCAGUAGAAUCCUUGCACAGCUGGUGGGAAGAGAAGAGAAAGACAGCGAUGUUGCAGAAGAACCUGAUAACUGUGCGGACCUCCUCGAGUUUGAUGAUGGAGAGUGGGUUAUUAUAAAGAUACACGAGAAUCAGUCACUUGGUUCCGCUGACACACACAUUCUUGAGAACCUGUUGAUGGAGCACCCCAGCAUGUCUGUAUACCAAAUGAGGCGUGAUCAGGAAGACCCUGGCUCAGAUGAAGAAACAGGGGACAUGGCUUGGCCUGUGCCAAUCAGACGUCACGUUUCAUGGCGGUUAGCUGCAUGGGGCAACCCCUUGCCCUGCAGCACCAUUCUGCUCUCAGUGAAGGGUGCCAGAGUCUAUAAUGAGCACAGAAAGCUGACCCGUGGUGCCCUCAACAGGCAGAACCUCGCAAGAACACGCUAUUCAACUUCAGAGUGCCGCUAUGGCUACUUCAAACAGCCCACUCAGCGUCUGUACAACUAUUGAAAAAAAUCAAUUGCAUCUGAAACUACUGAACAGCCAGCCUUGUGAUAAAUGAAUAGUCGUUUUAAAGGGGUAUGUUUGCAAAUCAUGCCAUGAAACCAUUCCCCUGUGAGACUUGUAUGGAUUAUGAAAAACGUUUUGAUAAAUGCAGUGUGUUAUUAUCUUAGGGAUAAAGCCUCACUGAUAGUCCCGACACUGAAAUAACUCUGAAAAGCAUGUGUUACAAAACUGCAAGUGAGCUGCAUUAAUAGUCUAGGAUUUUAACGUUUUUAAACAGUGUAAUGAUGUUUGUGCGCUUCUAUUUUAGCUUAGCUGUGACUGGUGCAUGCAUAUUAAGUGAAAGAAAAAACAUUCAGUGUUGAAGCCUAAAAUAAACUGUUCUGUACAAGGCAAUGCAUUGUUUACAUCAAAUAUUAAGGUAAUCAAAUAUCUUAAUGUUACUCACAGGACUAAGCAAUAUGCUGUGAUUUACUGCCAGUGAUUCAUAUUGUUAUUUCAUCCAAUAACUGUUAUUUGACUUUGUAUAUUUAAAUGCCUUUUUGGUGUUGCUUUAUUUUUUAUCUUCACAAAUGUAUUUGAUAAA
Messenger RNA from Sinocyclocheilus grahami, 1220 nucleotides. RefSeq names its product tumor protein p53-inducible nuclear protein 2-like. NCBI's taxonomy places the organism in Eukaryota, Metazoa, Chordata, Actinopteri, Cypriniformes, Cyprinidae. The record is from RefSeq and is a predicted model, not a curated record. Bases 146 to 640 code for a protein of 164 amino acids. Gene Ontology annotation, biological process: autophagosome assembly; positive regulation of DNA-templated transcription. Gene Ontology annotation, cellular component: autophagosome; nucleus. The transcript is spliced from 4 exons.